GUUUAAUUCAAAACUUGUAAUCACUCCAUAUAAAAAGUAAAUUACAUUGCCUUCUUUGGAUUGAUUAUAUGAACCAACUCAACCAAGUAACAGAAAGAACCAAUUACAGCCUUAAAUGAUGGCAACAGGGAUUUACAAGUUGGUUCUGGUUUUCACAUUGGCAACUCUUGGAUAUGCUGAGAGGAGCUUAUACGGAGAUAAUAGUUUUGGAAUGGGGAUUCAGGAAUGUGAAACCGGCGAAGGAGAUGGCAUUGAUGAGCUGUUAGACUUCCCAUCAUCAUUUACAAGUCAUCGUGGGAACAAAGUUGUUGUCAAUGUGGAUAGCUUUGGUGCUCUUGGUGAUGGAGUUUCUGAUGAUACUCAGGCGUUCACAGACGCAUGGACACAAGCUUGUUCUGCAGAACAAUCAGUCCUCUUGGUUCCAUCAGAUCGCCGUUACCUGGUCAAUGCCACGAGAUUUAAAGGUCCUUGUGUGCGCAACUUAAUAGUCCAGAUUGAAGGAACAAUUGUAGCACCGGAUGAGCCUGAAAACUGGGAUGCAAAAAACCCAAGAGUUUGGCUUGCUUUCUCAAACUUGCAAGCAGUCACAUUCCAAGGAAAAGGGGUUCUUGAUGGCUCUGGAAGAAAAUGGUGGGCAGCCUCUUGCAAAAAGAACAAAACCAAUCCUUGCAAAGGAGCACCAACGGCUUUUACUAUAGAUUUAAGUUCUGCUAUUAAGGUUAAAGACCUUACAAUUCAGAACAGCCAACAGAUGCACUUCACCAUAUCUCGGUCAGAAUCUGUGCGUGUCUCUGACGUAAAAGUUUCUUCCCCAGGAGACAGCCCUAAUACAGAUGGAAUUCAUAUAACUGAGUCAAAAAAUGUUGUACUCCAGAGCUGCCAAAUAGGAACAGGUGAUGACUGUAUCUCAAUUGUGAAUGCUAGCACGAAUAUCAUGAUGAAGAAGAUCUACUGUGGACCUGGCCAUGGAAUCAGCAUUGGGAGCCUUGGAAAGGACAACUCUGUUGGAAUAGUGACAAAGGUGGCAUUGGAUACUGCCUUCAUACGAAAUGCUACCAAUGGCCUUCGAAUUAAGACCUGGCAGGGAGGGUCUGGUUAUGUCCGCACAAUACGUUUCCAGAAUGUAAUGAUGGAGGAUGUAUCCAACCCCAUCAUCAUUGACCAAUUUUAUUGUGAUUCUCCAAAAUCUUGCCAAAACCAGACAUCUGCAGUACAAAUAAGUGGGAUUGUUUAC
Molecule: messenger RNA, 1234 nt
Organism: Cuscuta epithymum
Lineage: Eukaryota; Viridiplantae; Streptophyta; Magnoliopsida; Solanales; Convolvulaceae
Source: the annotation of a GenBank genome assembly